Messenger RNA from Prunus dulcis (almond), 1633 nucleotides. Its product is annotated as ADP-ribosylation factor-like protein 2. Bases 799 to 1356 code for a protein of 185 amino acids. Gene Ontology annotation, biological process: protein folding. Gene Ontology annotation, cellular component: microtubule cytoskeleton; cytoplasm. The record is from RefSeq and is a predicted model, not a curated record. Lineage: Eukaryota; Viridiplantae; Streptophyta; Magnoliopsida; Rosales; Rosaceae. The transcript is spliced from 6 exons. Gene Ontology annotation, molecular function: GTPase activity; GTP binding.
AGAUUCUCCUCUCAAACAAUCUCCUAUUUUCUUUGUUCCGAAUCGAUACCUUUCUCAAACUCCCUCUCUCUUUCUCUGCCCUCUCAAACUCCAUCUCUGUCUUGCUCUCUCAGUUUCUCUGCGUCGAUAUACCUCCCCGCCGUCAUCUCUCUCUUUCCUUUCUCUAUCAAAAAUCGAGGUCCAAAAGCCCUAUUUACUGCUCUCAUUUGGUAUCUGUUUCAUUUUCUUAUUCGUUGUUGCCCUCUACCUGUGUUGUCCCUCCUGCCGUUCUCUCAGUUGGAAACGCCCAAAACCCCACGCCAAUCCUCUCUGCGCAAAACCUCCUCUCAGGCAAACCUCUCUGUCAACCGCGCCUCUCUCAGCCUCCGCUUCCCUCUAAGCCGCCACCUCUCUCAAUCGCCGCCAUCACAGAUUCAGCACAGCAGUUCGCAGCCCCUCCUGCCCAAGCAAAGGCAACCGCUGGAGUUGCUUUUAGGCCCUUGAGGAAGACCGGGCUGCUUUGGAUCCUGGAGUCUUUUAGAUUAGAAGAUGAGUAUGGCCCUGAGCUGAGCUAACUUGUAGUUUGUUUUGUUUUAUUUUUUGGUCUGAAAAUACUUAAUUAAAAGGCGCAAAAACCGCCAGCAAAACAACAAGACAGGCCAUAAAUUUGUACUGCCAUAUUACCCUGGUUGUCAAUUCAAUUUUCUUUAAAAUUAAGAGCCCUGAUUUACAAAUUACAAUCCUCAAUCCUGACUUUCAUAGAAUCAUCUGAAGCUCUAUUGGGGAGAAGCUCAAUCUGAUUUUUUUGGGAGGGAACAAAUGGGGCUUCUCAGCAUCAUUCGAAAAAUUAAAAGGAAGGAAAAAGAAAUUCGUAUACUCAUGGUUGGGCUUGACAAUUCUGGCAAGACUACCAUUGUUCUCAGGAUUAAUGGAGAGGACACCAGCGUUGUCAGUCCCACACUCGGCUUCAACAUCAAGACCAUCACUUACCAAAAGUAUACCCUUAAUAUAUGGGAUGUUGGGGGACAGAAAACAAUAAGAUCUUACUGGAGAAACUAUUUUGAGCAAACUGAUGGUCUGGUAUGGGUAGUUGACAGUUCAGAUCUUAGAAGGUUGGAUGACUGCAAAAUGGAACUUGAUAAUCUUUUGAAGGAAGAGAGGCUAUCUGGAUCAUCCUUAUUGAUACUAGCAAAUAAACAGGACAUAAAAGGUGUUCUUACUCCAGAAGAAAUUGCUAAGGUUUUGAACUUGGAGGCGAUGGAUAAAACUCGGCAUUGGGAAAUUGUUGGCUGCAGUGCAUACACGGGAGAUGGACUGCUUGAGGGAUUUGAUUGGUUGGUCCAAGAUAUUGCCUCUCGGAUCUAUGUGCUGGACUAAUGCCUAUCUGGAGUAUUUUAUUUUUGGUUGUGUUUUGAGUGACUUUUCAUUGAGGUGGAGAGUAUAACACAACUUCCUGCCAAAAUUUGGUUGUUAUAGGGUCAUGGUGCACAUAAGUGUUGAUUGGAAAAACAAAUUAACCAUGAAAGCGCUUCCUAAUGUAUCCAGAAGUUGUCUUGACGUUUUACUAGUGGUCAGUUCAUCUUUGGGGUUGAUCAACACAUCUUUACAAACAUUGCAUAUAAAAAGACUCAUGUUUGAUACAAGUUACAACAAA